CUGAAGGAAGAUGCUUAACUGACUGAGCCACCCAGGCAUCCCUUGAUUUUUUUUUUUUUAAGUAAUUUCUACACCCAGCAUGGGACUUGAACCUACAACCUUGAGAUUAAGAGUUGCAUGCUUUACAAACUGAACCAGCCUGGCACCCCCUCAUAUGAACUUCUUUGACUCUAGAAGUUCACAAAUGAAAUAAGGAGGCAGGAAGGGAGCUGAAUAUCUUGAAUCUGGAAGUAGAGGUGGUCUCUCCUGGAGGGGUAAAGCAGAGCCAGGGGUAUAAGACCACACCCCCUUGGGGGACUGUGGCAGAGUGAUACUUGGGACACCCAAUGGAAGACUGUGAGGUCAGGGGCGGGGCUAGCUCUGGGUGGGGGGGGGGGCACCCAGGAGCCCCAACAGCAGUUCAGAGCAUGCGGUGUCCAGGAGGAAGCUACAACCGGUGAGUGGUUGCUUCUCCCCAGCUGAGACUUUCCUCCCAUUAUACCCCUUUUUCUAUCCACUUCCUGCCAGCCUGUAGCCUUCUUCCUGAGGUAUCCAAGUAGUAAUCCUCCCCCCGAGGGUCCUUAUUCAUGGUGAGCCCACACUGAGGAAUAUGCCUGCUGGGCACUGAAACACUUAGGGCUGUCUUUUAAUAUCUGGGUUCCCAGGUCUCUUCUUAAAAGCAGUUGUGGUAGUUAUGAUGUGUGAUAAAUUUCUGCCUUGUUGGCUCUUUCUAUUCUUUACUCUUGGCUUAUGAAAAACAAAAUUAAACCACCUCCUUAUCCUAAUCUGGAGAGAAAAUAGCCUCCCCUUCUACAGUUCCCAUUUUCCUUUUUCCAUGCUUCCUAAGGGGUCAAAACCUCCUCCAAAAUCUCUCCCUGUCCUUGAGUUGGGAGCAUUCUCUUCUGUGGCUUCUGCACCUGCUCUCUCAACCCACUGGAUGAGAUUUUCUUCUAGGUCCUCCUCUGAAGACAUGUUCUAGAAGUUUCAGCCGUAGGGAGAUAACCAAUUGGUGUCUUAGAGCAUGCCCUCCUGCACCCAUGACCUCAGUCUUACUGCCCUUUCUGCCUCUCAAGACUACUCAGCUCCAUGUGAUAGGGUGGGGGUGGAGGUGGCACUAGCUUCCUCAACUCUCCCAUGAAGCUCUGUCUUGUUCUGUCCCUAACUGCCAGGGCUGACGGGGGUCUUAUGGCGAUUUCUUUGGAAAGAAGAAAGCCUGGCGCACUCCAAGGUCUUUCCCUGCAGAAGAGCUUAGAAUAGCAGAAGUAUCAGCGUCUGCUCUCUUUUAAGUCAGAGACUGGCGGGACCCAUCUAUACUAGCCUUAAACUCACUAUUUGAUGUGGUCGUUAACUGCCUGGUCCUUACUCUCUAAGUCCUGAAUAUGGUCUAAUUUCCAUUCUCCUGACACCUCCACCCUCAGCUCCGUUAUGAUUCUGGAUAAGCUCAGGUCCUCUUUUGGGUUAGUUUAUUUGUUCCAUUCAGGACAGAGAGAGCUCUGAACCAGCAACUCAUUCUUUCUCCCCUCACCUCCACAGGCUUGAGAAUAUGCUGUUCCUCCCUCCCCUUUCCACCAUGGACCCCACACUAUGGCCUUUCUUUCAGAUCUUCUGAGAUUGGUACCCAGGCAAGGCACAAUGCCCCUGUGCCCGACAAGACUGCCUAGCCCCUAUUGCUCUGAUCGACUGGUACGGCUAGCAGCCAGGCUCCGGCCAGCACUAUGUGAUACCUUGAUCACUGUGGGGAGCCAAGAAUUCCCUGCCCACAGCCUGGUGCUGGCAGGCGUGAGCCAGCAGCUGGGCCGCAGGGGCCGCUGGGCUCUGGUCAAAGGCAUCAGCCCUUCUACCUUUGCCCAGCUUCUGUACUUUGUUUAUGGGGAGAGUGUAGAGCUGCAACCUGGGGAACUGGGACCCCUUGAGGAAGCAGCCAGAACUUUGGGGGUGCAGUCCCUGGAAGAGGCAUGCAGGAGAGCUCGACAGGACAGGGCUAGAGAACUGGGUACAGGACUCAAGGAACAUCAGGAGGAGCCAGAGAAACCUAUAAGGGGUUCUGAGAGAGGAUUGGAGGGACAUGGAAAUCAAAGACCAGAGAAAUUUGUUAGAGCUGGUUGGAGAGAACAAGAGGCACUGCAUGAGCAAAGGCCACAAAGAGAGAGGCCGGAGAGAGCAGAGGCAAUGCAGGAGGGUUCGAGGGAGCAGAUGAGAUCAAAGGAGAAAUUCAAGCAAUCCCCUGUUGGCCAUGGUGGAACAGAUGGAAAACAAGAAGUAAUUAUGUGGGUGACGGAGAGUCCAGGGGGCUCUGAGGAAAGUCUGCGGGAGUUCCCUGGCCCCUUCCCCCCACCAGGUUGCCUCCAAAGCAGCGUCGUUCCUAGGCCCUGGUGGGCUGAGGCCCCUUGGUUGGGGGAGGGCCAGCCUGCCCUGUGGAGCAUCCUGCUGUUGCCACCCAGAUACGGCACUCCCUUCUCCCAUAGCACCGCCAUCACUGGAGCCUGGCAGGAGGUCUGGCCACAGGACCAGAGGAAGGGUCUGGCCAGGAUCCCAGGUUUUGCCAAGGUUAACUCUUCCCCACCGUAUCCCCAGGAUCCCACUGUCCCUGAACCUCGAGAAAGGUCUCUGGAACCAGAACCAGUUGGGCUCCUCCAGUCCUGCCCCAGGGAACCUACUUCACUCUGCCCUCUCCAGGUUCCCUCCCCCAGUGCCCCACAAAACUCAGCCCUGGGGAGAUGGAAGAGUCUGAUCAGAGGCACACAGGUCCACUUGCCACCUGUGUGGGUCAUGUGUGUACAGCAGGCCCAUCACGCCAACAACCUCCCCCACCCCCACCUGCUCGGUCCAGGCCCCAUUCUUGUUCUGUCUGUGGAAAAAGGUUCUCACUCAAGCAUCAGAUGGAGACGCACUACCGAGUCCACACAGGUAGGGGCUCCCUGCCCAGUGCGAAUUAUCUGCUCCUUUCCAAACUCCGGUCUGUUUGCUCCUGAGUUCUUCUCUGCGUGCUUGGCUCCCACACAAUUCCCUUGCCCAGUCGCCCAGAUCCGUCCCUAGGCCAGCCUUCAUCCCCUUCUUUCUUUCACUGGCCUCCCCUUCCACCUGCCCUAGGAGAGAAGCCCUUCUCCUGUAGCCUCUGCCCCCAGCGCUCCCGGGACUUCUCAGCCAUGACCAAGCACCUGCGCACGCAUGGGGCCGCACCCUACCGCUGCCCUCUGUGCCGGGCCGGCUGCCCCAGCCUGGCCUCCAUGCAGG
Molecule: messenger RNA, 3213 nt
Organism: Canis lupus familiaris (dog)
Lineage: Eukaryota; Metazoa; Chordata; Mammalia; Carnivora; Canidae
Gene: ZBTB32
Product: zinc finger and BTB domain containing 32
Exons: 4
Coding region: 1564-3015 (483 amino acids)
Biological process (GO): regulation of transcription by RNA polymerase II
Cellular component (GO): nucleus
Molecular function (GO): DNA-binding transcription factor activity, RNA polymerase II-specific; RNA polymerase II cis-regulatory region sequence-specific DNA binding; protein binding
Source: RefSeq, a predicted model, not a curated record